UCGCAAACUCAUCUCACAAACGUUUAAGAAAAGAAUACCUCUCGUUCCAUUGCCAAUCUCAAGAGCAUCGUAUCAUAUACGAAUCUCUCUUCUCUUUCCUCCAGUUUUUAGGGAUUGAAUUUGCGUAUCGCUGUUGUGAUAUCGGCAUCUGAUCGCUUUGUGUUUCAGUUUUUCAAUCGGGUUUGAUUUGAUUGAGGUUUCAUCAAGAAAGGUGUUUAGAGGAUCUUGGGUUUUUGGAUUUGAAUUUUUUCAUAUUGGCAAAGACUGAAUGAUCUAAUGGAGUCUAAAGGUGGCAAGAAGAAGUCUAGCAGUAGUAAAUCCUUACUUUAUGAAGCUCCUCUUGGUUACAGCAUUGAAGACGUUCGACCCCACGGUGACAUCAAGAAGUUCCGAUCUGCUGCUUACUCUAACUGCGUCCGAAAGCCAUCCUGAGAUCUUCUAACUGUUGACCGUUGUAGCUCUUUCUUUUAUUGCUUUUGUCUUCUAUUCUGCAUUUCUCUUCUACUUUGCUUGUUCUCUCGUUCUCGUCCUCUAGAGGUGUUGUUUUUUCCUUUGAGGCAAGAUGGCCUUGCCUGUUUCUGCUAUUGGAUUUGAAGGCUAUGAGAAGAGGCUUGAAAUAUCAUUUUCUGAGCCUGGAUUCUUUGCUGAUCCUGGAGGGAUGGGCCUCCGCUCCCUGUCCAAAUCUCAAAUAGAUGAGAUUCUCAAACCAGCUGAAUGCACCAUUGUUGAUUCACUUUCUAAUGAUCAUGUUGAUUCUUAUGUUCUUUCAGAAUCUAGUCUCUUUGUGUACCCUUACAAACUUAUUAUCAAAACUUGUGGGACUACCAAGUUGCUUCUUUCAAUCCCAGCAAUUCUGAAAUUGGCUGGUGCUCUUUACCUCACUGUACAUUCUGUGAGGUACACUCGUGGGAGCUUCAUAUUUCCUGGGGCUCAGUCAUUUCCACAUCGAAACUUCUCUGAGGAAGUAGCCGUCCUGGAUGGCCAUUUUGGCAAACUUGGUUUGGAUAGUGUGGCAUAUGUGAUGGGUAGUCCUGAAAAAGGCCAAAAAUGGCAUGUGUAUUCUGCUACUGCUGAUGUGGCGUGCCAUUUGGGUCGUGUUCACACACUUGAAAUGUGCAUGACUGGCUUGGACAGGGAACGAGCAUCAGUUUUCUACAAACAAAAUUCCAUUUCUGCUGCUGUGAUGACCGAGGAAUCUGGUAUUAGGAAGAUCCUUCCACAAUCUGAUAUUUGUGAUUUUGAUUUUGAACCAUGUGGCUACUCCAUGAAUGCCAUAGAAAGGGAUGCAGUUUCUACUAUUCAUGUUACUCCAGAAGACGGUUUCAGUUAUGCAAGUUUCGAAGCUGUGGGUUACAAGUUAGAGUAUGUGAAUUUGAGUGAGCUGCUUGAAAGGGUUUUGGCAUGCUUUGAACCAACUGAGUUCUCCAUUGCAUUGCAUUCUGAUGUUUUAGACGAUAAGGUGGGAAAGAAGUUAUUUCUGGAUGUGAAAGGAUAUUGGUGUGGAGGGAGGAACUAUGAAGAGCUUGGGAAGGGUGGAUCAAUCAUCUAUCAGAGUUUUGUGAAAUGCAAAGGCUGUGCAUCUCCAAGGUCAAUCCUCAAGUAUUCUUGGAGCGAGGAUGAGAAGGACGAGGAAGUUUGAAGAGAAAUAGGUCUUUCUUAAUAUUAUUAUUUUUUUAUGGCGUGUUUAUUUCUAGCAUGUAAUUGAAUAAAAGUCUCUCACGGGGUAUGAUUGAGAGGCGAGUUAUUGGUAUAUGUAUCGUUAGGGUGCUGUUUUAUUGUAAACCUUGCAUAUGUCGAAAUUUGUAUUCAAUAACCUUAACCUAAAUAAAUGCAAUUUGUGUU
Molecule: messenger RNA, 1842 nt
Organism: Manihot esculenta (cassava)
Lineage: Eukaryota; Viridiplantae; Streptophyta; Magnoliopsida; Malpighiales; Euphorbiaceae
Product: S-adenosylmethionine decarboxylase proenzyme
Exons: 4
Coding region: 563-1639 (358 amino acids)
Biological process (GO): spermidine biosynthetic process; spermine biosynthetic process
Cellular component (GO): cytosol
Molecular function (GO): adenosylmethionine decarboxylase activity
Source: RefSeq, a predicted model, not a curated record